Messenger RNA from Venustampulla echinocandica, 1212 nucleotides. RefSeq lists its product as uncharacterized. The record is from RefSeq and is a predicted model, not a curated record. NCBI's taxonomy places the organism in Eukaryota, Fungi, Ascomycota, Leotiomycetes, Helotiales, Pleuroascaceae. The transcript is spliced from 4 exons. The coding region runs from base 1 to 1212 and encodes 403 amino acids.
AUGGAAUUUGCAUGCGCAGGAAAAGCGAUACAGGUCUAUGCAAGAGCAUAUCCGAAGAGCUCAUCCAGAGCAGUAUAUCUCAAAGCUGCCCGCGACGGAGGAGAGCUUCCAGCUUAUGAUCAAUACCCCGCCACACAAACCGCCUCCAUCGACAAACUCCAAUCCAGAGCUCCACGGUCGAGAUUCCUUCCGCUUCGCAAAGCUUGUCAUUAUGGCGACGAUUCCUCCCGCAACACUCCUACCAGGAAUCUGGACGAUCUCCAGUCUGGUCUGAUGCUGCCAGCCGCUAGCGCGGCUGCAGCCCUCGCACAAUUACACAAUCAUAAAUUAGAGAGGGAUUGGGAUUCAGAAGGGGACUGGAUGUCGGAUUCCGAGGCCCACAAACAUGCUAUGCGAUCUUCCAUAGAGCUGCCGCCAAUAUAUGGGAAUAACAUCGAGCCUACGAGUGAACCUAACUCUCAUCUAAACAUGCACCGGCGGAGAGAGCUUUUACCUUCCAUUUUAUCGGCGUCACCUCCUGGUCGAUCAUCCACUCUACCCCCCAUCCAAAGAUCCACACCAAACCGCCCACGAAAACAGUCAGUAUCCAAACGUGCUAGAGAACCGCAACACAAGCGACAGAAAUCCCGAGGCGAAAACGCCCAUUUGAGACGUAUGAGCUAUGAUAGAAAGGCAUACUCGGCCGAGCCUUCUAGCGGACUAUCCGCCACUUAUGGGAAACGAUGGGAAGAUCUGAUCGAUGCCGCCACAUCAGCUACCGAAGAUGUUGACGAGGACAGAACACCCGUCCCCCCAUCUCCUAUUUCAGUCAAUAGGAAUUCCUUGCCACCGUUCUCCGCCUCCCACUUUCAAGGAUAUCAGGCUUCGCCCCUCCAGCAAGCUCUUACUCCACCAUCAAAUCUCCCAGAAGCUCCAGAGCCAUUUCCAUCCGUCGAAAGCGCGGAGAGCGGAGAUAUUUUCAAUAUAGAGUCUCGUGGUCUUGGUCUCUCCGACUCGUCACCCGGCUAUUCAUCCCAGAGUAUACAGAUUUACUGUGCGGCAUGCCAAGGAGUCUCGCUACUUAGAGAAUCAUAUGCAUGUACAGAAUGCAUAUGUGGCAUUUGCCAGGCCUGUGUCGAUGUCCUAAUCGCGGAGCAGGGCGCCCGCAGGAAGUGUCCCAGGUGCGCUACAAUAGGAGGACGUUUCAAACCGUUCCAAUUGGACAUAAGAUAA